This is a messenger RNA of Penicillium antarcticum, 1158 nucleotides long. RefSeq lists its product as uncharacterized. The transcript has 3 exons. Bases 1 to 1158 code for a protein of 385 amino acids. The record is from RefSeq and is a predicted model, not a curated record. Lineage: Eukaryota; Fungi; Ascomycota; Eurotiomycetes; Eurotiales; Aspergillaceae.
AUGGAAAGCAAUCAGGGCAGUCUGCAGCCAUGGACCAUAGCUACUGUGGCUUCGGUCACGGUGCUGGCAUUUGUGACUGUUUGUCUUCGACUACUCGCUCGUUAUGAACGAGGUCAAAAGUUAUGGUGGGAUGACUAUACAAUCAUCUUUUCUAUGCUAUGGAAUUUCAUUGUCGUUGGGUUCAUCUACACCAUGGUCAAGAAGGGCAUGGGACUUCACGCAGGUACUCAGGUACCAAUGGAAAACGUGGUCAUGAUUGCAAAGUACCUUGUCGCUGCCGAGGUUCUCUAUGUGUUCAAUCUCGUUUGGACCAAAUUGAGCAUUCUGCUUAUGUACUAUCGGAUCUUCCGCUUCCCAUACUUCAAGACAUGGGCAUACAUCAUCGGAACCUUCGUCAUCCUUUGGGUUAUCUGCAUUACCUUCCUUUUCAUCUUCAUUUGUGUCCCCGUCCAGAAGCUAUGGUAUCCCGAUAUUCCAGGGCGAUGCAUCAACCAAGUUAGCACAUGGAUCGCAAACGCCGUCUCAACGAUCGCAACCGACGUCGCCAUUCUCCUACUUCCGAUCCCACAAGUAUGGAAACUACAACUUCGAACCUCAGAAAAGAUAGCCGUGUUGAUCGCAUUCAGCUUGGGAUUUUUCGUCGUCUUCGCCUCCGCCUACCGCUUCUCAGUCCUAUUCAGCUACAGCGCCCUAGAUUCCUCCUACACCCUUGCCCCAACAGUCGGCUGGACAGCCAUCGAAAUGUCAGCGGGUAUCAUCUCAGCAAACCUCCCAACCCUCCGCCCCGCUCUGCGCUUCAUAGCACGCAUCCUGGGUAUCAACGGUAGCGUUGUGGCCCUUUUUAGAAGCACAAACGGAACAAGGACAAAAACCACAAACGGCGCCACUGAACCUUCACAAACAGUAGAGAGUACCGCCGCUAUCAUUCAGCACUCCAAGCAUUCGCAUCGCCAUUCUUUCUAUCAUUUACCCGAUGAAUCAGACUCGUUGUCUGAGCAGAAUCGUAUGGAUGCUGCGCUUAGACCGAGCUAUGAUCGGACGAAAACUUUCACUCGGGUUCAGGGUCAGAAGAUUGUUGGGAGGCGCUCUGAUGAGGAUCAGAUUCCGUUGUCUGAGAUUCGGGUCGAUAAGGAGUUUACGCAGACUUCCACUGGUUGA